AUGGGCACCCCAACACGGGUGAGGGAAGGGCGCCAGGUCAUGCGAUGCCCAAGGCCACGCGACGGGCACCCCAACACGGGUGAGCGAAGGGCGUCAGGCCACGCGGCGCCCAAGGCCACGCGAUGGGCACCCCGACACGGGGUGCCGAGCGCCGCGCGGGGCCCGGGGGGGCGUGUGCCGCCGGGGGUGGGGGCGGGUUGUGCGCGGUCCGCACUGACGGCGUCUCGUCCGCAGACGUGUCCGCUGCUGCUGCGCGUCUUCACCACCAACAACGGGCGCCACCACCGCAUGGACGAGUUCUCCCGCGGCAACGUGCCCUCCAGCGAGCUCCAGAUCUACACGUGGAUGGAUGCAACUCUAAAAGAGCUGACCAGCUUAGUGAAAGAGGUCUACCCCGAAGCACGGAAGAAGGGCACACACUUCAAUUUUGCAAUUGUUUUUACAGAUCUCAAGAGGCCUGGGUACAGGGUGAAGGAGAUCGGCAGCACCAUGUCGGGCCGCAAGGGCACGGACGAUUCCAUGACGCUGCAGUCGCAGAAGUUCCAGAUAGGAGACUACCUGGACAUAGCGAUUACGCCUCCGAAUCGCGCGCCGCCCCCGUCGAGCCGCAUGAGACCCUACUAAACCGCUGCUGCUCUGUGUCUUUAUUUGCAGUUUACUCCUACUUGCUGUUCUAAAGCAGGCUGGCUUUUUGCUUUUGUUGCUAAGCGGGAACACCUGAAAACAAAGCUGGGCAUCAGAAAUGAGCAUUACCUU
This is a messenger RNA of Tinamus guttatus (white-throated tinamou), 756 nucleotides long. The record is from RefSeq and is a predicted model, not a curated record. Lineage: Eukaryota; Metazoa; Chordata; Aves; Tinamiformes; Tinamidae.